UCAGUGAUCUUUGUUGCCAGGAGCGGUUUUUCAGUGUGGCUUUCUGUUUCCCGGUGUGUGAUCAGUGUCCGGGGGAUUCUCUGGAAUCAGCGUUUCUGCGGGAGCAGCAGUGAUGAGUGGCGGCGUGUAUGGAGGAGAUGAGGUUGGUGCCCUUGUGUUUGACAUUGGAUCAUACACUGUUAGAGCAGGCUAUGCUGGUGAAGAUUGUCCAAAGGCAGACUUUCCAACAGCUAUUGGGAUGCUGUUGGAGAGAGAUGAUGGGAGCACUCCAAUGGAAAUUGAAGGAGACAAAGGAAAGCCAAGUGGCACAACUUAUUUUAUUGACACAAACUCUCUGCGAGUUCCCAGACAAAAUAUGGAAGUUAUCUCUCCUUUGAAAAAUGGAAUGAUUGAAGACUGGGAUAGUUUUCAGGCGAUUCUGGACCACACGUAUAAGAAUCAUAUAAAAUCUGAAGCUGGUCUCCAUCCUGUUUUGAUGUCUGAGGCACCAUGGAAUACACGGGCAAAGAGGGAACGACUUACUGAGCUGAUGUUUGAACAUUAUAAUAUCCCAGCUUUUUUCCUGUGUAAAACAGCAGUGCUCACAGCAUUUGCAAAUGGCCGUUCUACGGGUUUAGUUUUAGACAGUGGAGCCACACAUACCACAGCUAUUCCUGUACACGAUGGAUAUGUACUUCAGCAAAGCAUUGUUAAGUCACCACUCGCAGGAGACUUCAUUUCCAUGCAGUGCAGAGAACUGUUUCAGGAACUGAAUGUGGAAAUAAUCCCACCAUAUAUGAUUGCUUCAAAGGAGUCAGUGCGUGAAGGUGCUCCUCCUAAUUGGAAGAAGAAAGAGAAGCUACCUCAGGUUACACGGUCAUGGCACAACUACAUGUGUAACGAAGUGAUUCAGGAUUUCCAAGCUUCGGUGCUACAGGUGUCUGAUUCAUCGUACGAUGAACAAGUGGCUGCACAAAUGCCCAGUGUUCAUUAUGAAUUUCCAAAUGGUUACAACUGUGAUUUUGGAGCUGAAAGACUGAGAAUUCCAGAAGGCUUGUUUGAUCCUUCCAAUGUCAAGGGUUUAUCUGGAAACACAAUGCUGGGUGUCAGCCAUGUGGUGACAACAAGUGUGGGAAUGUGUGACAUUGAUAUUAGACCAGGAUUGUAUGGGAGUGUGAUUGCAGCAGGUGGAAAUACAUUGAUACAAAGUUUUACCGACAGGUUGAAUAGAGAGCUUUCCCAGAAAACUCCACCUAGCAUGCGUUUGAAGUUAAUGGCCAAUAACACCACAGUGGAACGCAGGUUUAGCUCAUGGAUCGGUGGCUCAAUUCUAGCUUCUUUGGGUACUUUCCAACAGAUGUGGAUCUCUAAGCAAGAAUAUGAAGAAGGAGGGAAGCAAUGUGUUGAGAGAAAGUGUCCUUAAAUUUUUUAGCAAUUAUAAUUUCAUACAUUACCUAUGCCUUGUUUGUUUUCUCAAGU
Messenger RNA from Hypanus sabinus (Atlantic stingray), 1458 nucleotides. RefSeq names its product actin-like 6A (gene actl6a). The transcript has 14 exons. Gene Ontology annotation, molecular function: chromatin binding. Gene Ontology annotation, biological process: nervous system development; regulation of transcription by RNA polymerase II. NCBI's taxonomy places the organism in Eukaryota, Metazoa, Chordata, Chondrichthyes, Myliobatiformes, Dasyatidae. The record is from RefSeq and is a predicted model, not a curated record. Bases 113 to 1402 code for a protein of 429 amino acids. Gene Ontology annotation, cellular component: NuA4 histone acetyltransferase complex; SWI/SNF complex.